Leucoraja erinaceus (little skate) is the source of this 4690-nucleotide messenger RNA. RefSeq names its product unc-5 netrin receptor A (gene unc5a). The record is from RefSeq and is a predicted model, not a curated record. NCBI's taxonomy places the organism in Eukaryota, Metazoa, Chordata, Chondrichthyes, Rajiformes, Rajidae. Gene Ontology annotation, molecular function: protein binding; netrin receptor activity. The coding region runs from base 390 to 3101 and encodes 903 amino acids. Gene Ontology annotation, cellular component: membrane. The transcript has 16 exons. Gene Ontology annotation, biological process: anterior/posterior axon guidance; netrin-activated signaling pathway.
UCUUUAAAGCCCGUUCACGGUGAUCCGCUCCUUGUUUUGCGAGCGCCUUCGCUAAUAGCUCCGCAAUGAGCAUAAGCUGCCGUGGUGUCUAAUCCACGGAGUAACACACAGAUGAUUGUGAAUGAGUGGCGAACAGUAACUAGAACUUGUUUUUAUCCGGUGUAAAUAGACAUGUAUUACACUCUCGCAUAAAGCAGCGUGGUUAAAGCCCCCGCUGCUUUGAGCAGCAGCUGAGCGGACCGCAAUGUCUUGUGCAUAUGUGUUGCCUGGUGCUGGCGAAGUGGGCAGGACAGUUUGAUUUGCCGAGAUUGUCCAGAAAUUACUCUCAACGCGAGAGAGUGCAGUUCAAAUUGUGGAGCGCUGUGCACGGAUAGAGGACACAAAACGGAAUGAUAUUGCUUCGGGUUCUAUGUAGCGGCCUGGGAAUGCUAAACUUUCUAAUUUCAUCCGCUCUCUUGUGUUUGCAAAUCGCCUGUCAAGAUGCAGAAUACAGCGAACCACAGUCUGAAUCCAUCCCAAUGGCCUCUUCAGAUUCGUUGCCUCAUUUUCAUGUUGAACCAGAGGAUGUAUACAUUGUAAAAAACAAACCCGUCACUUUGGUCUGCAAAGCAACGCCAGCCACGCAGAUAUACUUCAAAUGUAACGGUGAAUGGGUGCAUCAGAUGAAUCAUGUAACAGAAGAAACCGUAGAUAAAGUCACAGGGCUCAUGGUACUACAGGUCAGAACUGAUAUUUCACGCCAGCAGGUAGAGAAAAUGUUUGGCUUAGAAGAAUAUUGGUGCCAGUGCGUGGCAUGGAGUGCCACAGGCACCACGAAAAGUCAAAAAGCCUUUGUCCGCAUUGCAUAUCUGCGGAAGAAUUUUGAACAAGAGCCAAUGGGGAAAGAGGUUCCAUUGGAUCAAGAGGUUUUACUUCAUUGUCGACCCCCAGAGGGUAUUCCACCUGCAAACGUGGAAUGGUUGAAGAACGAAGAACUGAUUGACCCAAUCGAAGAUCCGAACUUCUACGUCACCAUGGAUCAUAAUCUGAUCAUCAAAGAAGCUCGAUUAUCAGACACGGCAAAUUACACCUGUGUGGCGAAGAAUAUUGUAGCCAGAAGGAGAAGUGCAACUGCUGCAGUAACAACAUAUGUAAAUGGUGGCUGGUCCACAUGGACAGAGUGGUGGCCCUGUAGCACUACCUGUGGUAGAGGAUGGCAGAAAAGAACGCGCACUUGUACCAACCCCAGCCCUCAGAAUGGUGGAUCAUUCUGUGAUGGACAGAACAUCCAGAUAACUGCCUGCACCAUGUUGUGUCCAGUAGAUGGAAGUUGGACUGAAUGGAGCAAAUGGUCGACUUGUGGGGCAGAAUGCACACACUGGAGAAAUAGAGAAUGUGCUGAGCCAGCACCACGAAACGGUGGGAAGGAAUGUGAUGGAAUUGUCCUGGAGUCAGAAAAUUGCACCAGUGAUUUAUGCCCUCAGCCUUCCACAGUGCCGGCUGAAGUUGCUCUGUACACUGGCGUUGCUGCAGUAGCUGUAUGCCUCACAUUACUGCUCGUUAUAGUGAUACUUGUCUAUCGAAAGAAACAGCAAGACUUUGAUUCCGAUGUCGCUGACUCUUCCAUUUUAACAACAGGAUUUCAACCUGUGAACAUUAAAACACCUAAGCAAGAUAACUCCCAUUUGCUUACAAUCCAGCCUGACCUCACAAGCACAUCAACAUACCAAGGCUCCUUCCCUUCACGGCAGGAUAUUUCAGACAAGAUUCCAAUGACUAACUCCCCACUUCUGGACCCACUUGCAAGUGAAAGACAUGCGAUACGUAAUGGUACAGCUUUUUCCGACACUUCCACCUUUAUGGCGAGGCUUUCGAUGCAAACAAGCACCAAGUCAUUAUUAAGGGAUGCUUCAAAUACAGCAUUUGGAACAUUUAAUUUUUUAGGUGGUCGUCUAACCAUUCCCAGCAGAGGUAUAAGCUUACUCAUUCCACCAGAAGCCAUUCCUCGAGGGAAGAUUUAUGAACUCUAUUUAACUGUCCACAAAAAGGAGGAUGUGAGGUUACCUCUAGCAGGGAGUCAGACCCUGCUCAGUCCAGUUGUCAGCUGUGGGCCUCCAGGUGUCCUACUAACUGGGCCAGUCAUCCUGAGCAUUCAGCAUUGUGCGGAAGGAAAUCUGGAGAACUGGUCCAUAAAGCUGAAGAAACAAUCGCCCCAAGGAAACUGGGAGGAGGUAUUACAUUUGGGGCAAGAAAUCCCAUCUAAUCCCUAUUAUUGCCAGCUUGAUGGACAGAUGUCCCACAUAUUUACUGAAACCUUGGGUAAAUACACACUGGUCGGUGAAUCACUGAACACAACUGCAGCAAAGCGUCUAAGGCUAGUGCUGUUUGCACCAGGAACAUGCACAUCCUUGGAAUAUAGCAUACGGGUCUAUUGUCUGGAAGAUACGCAAAAUGCACUGAAGGAAGUAAUGCAACUGGAGAGACAUCUUGGAGGGCAACUCUUAGAUGAGCCUAAAAUUCUUCACUUUAAAGACAGCUAUCACAAUUUACGACUUUCCAUACAUGACAUACAAAGGGCGCUCUGGACUAGUAAGCUGCUGGACAGCUAUCAGGAAAUUCCAUUUUAUCACAUUUGGAAUGGGUGUCAAAGAAAUCUGCACUGUACCUUCACUCUGGAACGGUACAGUCAAUCCACGACUGAACUCAAUGGUAAAAUUUGGGUUUGGCAAGUAGAAGGAGAAGGACAAAGCUUUCAAAUUCACUUCAACUUUGCCAAGGAUGCAAGGCAAACUGACUUUCAGUUUAUGGAGCCAAAUAACUGUGGCACAUCUUUAGCAGGACCUUGUGCUUUCAAAAUCCCUUAUCUGAUCAGGCAGAAGAUUUGCAGCAGCCUGGAUAUUCCAAGUUCAAGAGGAAGUGACUGGAGAAUGCUGGCAUAUAAAUUGAAAUUGGACCGGUAUCUCAAUUAUUUUGCCUCGAAAGCUAGUCCUACCUCCGUGAUUCUGGACUUAUGGGAAGCUCAGCAUUUGCAUCAUGGCAACCUGAACCAUCUUGCUAUGAUCAUGGCGGAAAUGGGCAAGCAAGAACCAAUGAUUUUUGUGGUGUCAGAGGCAGAGUGCUGAGGUAGCUUCAAUACGUUACUGACCAAUUGUGAACAUCACUUUUAAGGGAAAACAUAUUCAGAUGCAACUGAUGUGUCGUUAAGCAGUAACUCUCUUCAGCUUAAACAAGAUCAAUCUAUUUUCAAUGCAUUAAGGCUUCUAUGUAGAUUUGCUACUUUUGUGAAUGGACAUUGAUGAUGGAAAUGGAUUUUGUAUUAUCUUCACUAAUUCCUGAAAGGGCUUCAAAAUAAUUACUGUUUGGCCCUGUGGUUCAUUGGAUAAUUAUACCACAUAUUUUAGCACAGAGCAAGGAAGGAAGACCCUAGAUUUAAUCUCUACUAUGUUGAUAAAAUAAUAAACUGUAACUAGGUUGGAAUUGCCCUCAAGAUUUCUAAGAUUGAUAAUAGAGACAAUGUAUGUGGUUUAUUUAUUUGGUUUAUUAUUAUUAUUAUUAUUAUUAUUAUUAUUAUUAUUAUUAUUAUUAUUAGACAAUAGACAAUAGGUGCAGGAGUAGGCCAAUCGGCCCUUCGAGCCAGCAUCACCAUUCAAUGUGAUCAUGGCUGAUCAAGGAUGAUCAUCCCCAAUCAGUACCCCGUUCCUGCCUUCUCCCCAUAUCCCCUGACUCCGCUAUUUUUAAGAGCCCUAUCUGGCUCUCUCUUGAAAGUAUCCAGAGAACCUGCCUCCACUGCCCUCUGAGGCAGAGAAUUCCACACUCACAACUCUCUGUGAGAAAAAGUGUUUCCUCGUCUCCGUUCUAAAUGGCUUACUCCUUAUUCUUAAACUGUGGCCCCUGGUUCUGGACUCCACGAACAUCAGGAACAUGUUUCCUGCCUCUAGUGUGUCCAAACCUUUAAUAAUCUUAUAGGUCAAUAAGAUCUAAUAAUCAAUAAGAUCCCCUCUCAUCCUCUCUCCAGAGUAUACAUUAUUAUUAUUAUUAUUAUUAUUAUUAUUAUUAUUAUUGUUACAUGUACCAAGAUCGAGUGAAAAGCUUUCAUUUGCAUGCUAUUCUGGUAAGAAAAAGACUAUACAUGAAUACAAUCAACUCCACAGUGCAAAGAUAAAGAGUACAACAUUUAGUAUGGAAAUGUAAAAUUGAAGCUCUGUAGGUAAUUCAUUCGAGGCUAAUGUCAAUGUGGUGUUGAAAAUAAUAUUAGGAUUGACUCCCUCCAAAAAAGGUCACCAUUAUCUUCAUAAUACAUUUAUUUGCCAUUUUAUUUAUAAUUAUUUGCUAUGAGCAGAUUUAGUUUUAUUGAAUGUCUUGAUUAUUUUAUUGAAAGAGUAAUACAAUAUUUUAUCCUUAAAGCUUUUUAUCAACAAUUUGACAUUGUUGACUUUCAAUGUAUUAGAUUAAAUAAAGUUGGCAAAGUGGGUUAGCCACUUUUUAGGCUCGACUAAUGUAGGCUUUAUAUCUUUUAUAUCAUUUCCUCCCUGGUCCAUUGAAAUCCUUUACCAUUCAUUUAUAUCACCCCAACUCAAUGCCUCUUUAAAUAUGCAGAAUUAUGAUGGUUAUGAACUAGCUAUAAAUUUGCCUCUAAUGCUUUGGAUAUGGCUGGACCAGAAGUUAUGUUUCCAGCAUGUUAUAAUUUAAAAUAACUUUAUCUUGUCUCUUC